Prorocentrum cordatum is the source of this 261-nucleotide messenger RNA. Lineage: Eukaryota; Dinophyceae; Prorocentrales; Prorocentraceae. The record is from the annotation of a GenBank genome assembly.
AUGGCAAGGCUCCGGGCUGCGCACAGUGGCCCCAGCCUGCCUCCACGGGAGCGGCAGCUGGUGGCCGAGCUCGCGGCCCUCGGCGCCGGGCCCCCCGCCGCGGUCCUCUCGGAGCAGCGGCGGCGGGCGCUGGAGGCGGAGCUCGCGGGCGCGCGGGCCGAGAAGCGCGCGGCCGUGCUCGCCGAGGACUACGACGCGGCCCACGCCGCGAGCCAGCGGGAGCGCGGGCUCCUGGAGCAGCUGGGCGGCACGGCGCGGUGA